CUCAUCUUAUUUCUUCUGCAUCUUCUUUCUUUUCCUCAACAACCUCACUUGUUCUACCGCAAACCCCCUUCUUUCUUUUUUACCUCGACCUCCUCGCUUUUUUCAACAACUUCACUUCAUUCAUUCGCCAGGAUGCGUUCCAACCUCAUUUUCGCUCUUGUUACCGCUAUCGCGGCCAUCAGCUCAGCGGCGCCGGCGCCCCAGGCUUCUGGUGCGCCCCCGUCCGGCACUGGGCUGGCUCCCCCGCCCCACCGCAGUGGAGCUCCCCCGCGCCCCUCCGGCACCGGUGUGCCCCCUAGCGGUGCCCCACCUUCGGGCACUCCCCCGGCUCAGCAGCAGCGCCGUUUCCGCGGCAUGAACCGUCGCCAGAACUCCGCCCACCCCUCUGGAUCCCCGCCUUCCGGCGCUCCCCCGAGCGGCACUCCCCCUCCUCGCCCCAGUGGUGUUGCCCAGCCCAGCGGUGGCGGACACGGCGGCUUCGGUGCUCAGGAGGCCGGCGCUCAGCCCACUGACGCUCCCCCGUCCGGUGCACCUCCCUCCGGUGUCCGCCCGAGUGGUCCUCCUCCCUCUGGAGCUCCUCCUUCUGGUGCUCCCCCCAGCGGUGCACCUGCUCCUACCGGCAACGCCAAGCGUGCUGAGCCCUCCGGUGCGAAGCCGUCUGGACCUCCUCCUUCCGGUGUUCGCCCCAGCGGUCCUCCCCCGAGCGGCGCACCCCCCUCAGGCGCUCCUCCUUCGGGACCUCCUCCCAGCGGUGCCCCUGCUCCUACUGGCAACGCUCGCCGCGCCGAGUCUGCUCCCGCAGGCCCCAAGCCCACUGGCCCUCCCCCGUCUGGAGUGAAGCCUUCCGGUCCUCCUCCUUCCGGCGCCCCUCCUUCUGGUGCUCCUCCCCGCGGCGCUCCUAAGCCCACUAACGCCAAGCGCGCCGACGGGUCUGCUCCCGCCGGCCCCAAGCCUACCGGUCCCCCGCCUUCUGGAGUGAAGCCUUCCGGCCCCCCUCGUUCAGGUGCUCCUUCAGGUGCUCCUUCCGGCGCUCCUCCCUCUGGUGCCCCUCCCUCAGGUGCUCCCGCUCCUACCGGCAAUGCUCGCCGCGCUGAGGACGCCGCUCCCACCGGCACCAAGCCCACUGGCGCUCCUCCUUCCGGUGCUCCCCCCUCCGGCGCUCCUUCAGGAACUCCUCCUCCCAAGCCUUCCGGUGCUCAGGCCGAGGGUGCUGCUCCCUCCGGAACUCCUCCCCCUAAGCCCACUGGCACUCCUACCGGCCCUCCUCCUUCCGGCGCGCCCUCCGCUCCCGCCCAGAAGCGUGCUGAGUCUGCUCCUCCUUCCAAGCCUUCCGGUGCUCCUCCCUCUGGCACGCCUCCUCCUCGCCCCAGCGGUGCUCAGGCUGAGGGCGUCGCUCCCAGCGGAACUCCUCCCCCCAAGCCUACUGGCACUCCCACCGGAUCUCCUCCCUCUGGAGCUCCUCCCGCUCCCACCCAGAGCGCUUAAACUAGUACUCUCUGAGAAGAGCCACCACAACAACCCACGAGAUUUGAAGCCAUCAGUCCAGCCCACACAGCAGCAGCGAAUUUGAUACCAACUUGAGUCUGGGUAUGUCUUACCAGGAGACGUUGGGCCAUGGCUGUCAAACACUUGAGAACAGAGAAGGAGAAGACGAAAAGGUGAAUGUUGACACGAGACAUGGGACAGUUGACGAUGAUGGCGGUGAUCACUUGGCUAGUCAUUUUUGCUUUGUAGAUAUUGGUUGAGAUUUUUAUGGGCAUUGUAUCAUAGCAUUUCUUUGAGAAAACCUGAGAAUAACAGCGCUGUUACUCGAAAUCGGCUUCCAGCCUUCUGGCUAUCUUGC
This is a messenger RNA of Colletotrichum phormii, 1843 nucleotides long. RefSeq lists its product as uncharacterized. The annotation marks the transcript as partial. NCBI's taxonomy places the organism in Eukaryota, Fungi, Ascomycota, Sordariomycetes, Glomerellales, Glomerellaceae. The record is from RefSeq and is a predicted model, not a curated record. The transcript has a single exon.